AUGAAUCCCACUCUCCGGGCGUUCAUGACGGAGAUCCCCGACCAAGAACCAGACGAGAAGGGCGGGAGGCGGGCCAUCGACCUCGGCGAGGGGAGCGAACUCAUCUACGUCCCUCGAUUCCUGCCGCAGCACCGGUCCUGGACGCUGUUCGAUUAUCUCAACAGGGAGAUCCCCUGGACCAGGCCUACCAUCCGCGUCUUUGGCAGGUCUUGCCUCCAGGUUAGCCUCUCCGCUGGUUCCAGCCCCACCCCCCCUCGGCCAUUCGGCGCCAUCUAAUGGAUGCUCUUGCCGUGAGGAGCUUCUGGACUGCCCGUGCUUCAGCUGGGGGGAUUCAUACUCCAGUGACCUUCAGUCUGCUCUAAUGGGGGUUCUUCUGUUGUCGUCUCUGCUCCUAACCCUGAGCUCAGAGAUGUGGUCCCCCAUUAUUUCUCUUGUUUUGGGUAGGUUGAAGCUGCUCCCCCAUGCAAGUUUAGUAGGUUUUCCAAGGUAUUUCUGGCACUAACAUAACAGGUUGAAGGAGAAUGCAUCAUCUUCAUACCUCAGAUGUUUAGGGUUCAGGGUUUAUGUUCUAUGUGGCUCAUGUUUUAGGGUUUAAUGUGGACUAGGGCCACCGAAGAACAUCUACGCCGCCAUUACUCCGCGGCUGCUCAGCCACUUUAGAUAUAACGAGAAGGACCCACCCUUCCAUUCUAGCGGUCUUGGUGCAUGGCUCAGAUAAACCCUUAGUUUUUUUUUUUUCGUUUUAGUGUAAACCCUGCUACAAUCUCCCAUAGUUUCCAUAAUAUUCACUGAAUAAAUAUCAAUAUCAACUUAUAAUAGAAAUUGAUAAAAUAUUACUUGAUGCCCACAUGAACAAAUCUGAUGUGAUUCACUUAGCACCUUUCUGUGAGUAAAAACUGAAAUUAAAAAAUAUAUAUUGUCUUAAAUUAGAAAAUAUUAUACUGUUGAUCUAGGCCAUUCGUCUUCUUCCUCCUUAUUUUUUACUAAAAAUAUACAUUUCAUGCAGCCUCGAGAUACAUGCUACAUCGCUGAUCAAGGCCUCCCAGAACUGCAAUACAGCGGGUACAAGCCCACUGCGCAUUCAUGGGGCGACUACCCGCCACUGAAAGAUAUCCUGGAGGCCGUAAGGACUCAUGAUCUCUCCACCAGCCUUAUGAAAAAAGCUACCCCUCCAUCAGUGUAGUUCAUCUUCUCUCUCCUUCCUCUCUCUCUCUCUCUCUCUCUCUCUCUCUCUCUCUCUACACAGGUUCUUGAAGCUCUCCCAGGCAGCAGCUUCAACAGCUUGCUCUUAAAUAGAUACAAGGGGGGUUCUGACUAUGUGGCUUGGCACUCUGACGAUGAGAAGCUGUAUGGGCCUGCUCCAGAGAUAGCAUCAGUCUCACUGGGAUGUGAGAGGGACUUCCUCCUGAGGAAGAAGAAGCCCACCAGAGCUGCUCCCCAUGGUAAGCAUCUAGGUAGGAAGAAAGCUUCCCAGCUGGGCACCUGCAACUCUGAGCUCUCUUUCCAUACUAAAUCAAUGGCCUUGUACUAUUCUUAGAAAAAAAAAUACCUUUUUUGACUGUUCAUCAUCAGGGAAACGGCCCAGAGAGAACUGCCUCGACCAGCACUCGCUGGUGUUGAAGCAUGGUUCGCUAUUGGCCAUGAGAGGAUUCACCCAGAGAGAUUGGCUUCAUUCCAUACCCAAACGGGCAAAGGCCGGCUCCAUCAGGAUCAACCUAACAUUCAGACAAGUGCAGAUAUAA
This is a messenger RNA of Spirodela intermedia, 1742 nucleotides long. The record is from the annotation of a GenBank genome assembly. Lineage: Eukaryota; Viridiplantae; Streptophyta; Magnoliopsida; Alismatales; Araceae.